Molecule: messenger RNA, 3513 nt
Organism: Pimephales promelas (fathead minnow)
Lineage: Eukaryota; Metazoa; Chordata; Actinopteri; Cypriniformes; Leuciscidae
Source: RefSeq, a predicted model, not a curated record
UGACGAUGAAAUACGGAAAGAUGCUCGUCGGACAGCCGCUAUAGGAUCAAUAUAUUUACAGAAAUAAAAAAUAUGCAGAUAGGCCAAUUUGAAAGAAGAAGAAAAACACAUCGAAUUCAAAGAAAUAAGCUGGAAGUAGUAACUUUUUAAUGUUACGCUCACGGACCACGUAUUUGUCAUGUGGCGAAUCUCUGUUAAAAAACUUUGUGCUUUUUGUCUCUGCGCGUGUGCGUUUGUGUUUUUUAUCAUGACAUUUCAGGUACAAUAUUAACUUUAUCUUUUAUCUGAAGCUUCAAAUAGCCGGCAAAGAUUUGCACACCUAACCAUGUUGUUUUAUGGCGAGAGCCUGUGUUUCUAAACUUAGUAAGCGUCUCACCUCCGUGCACGCGCUCGAUUCCGUGGCGUGAACGCCCCUACUCGUAGCAGCUCACUGGGGUUUGAUACACGGCCAUGCAGAACACAACCAUAAUGUGCUCGCUUUAAAGUGUCUCUUGUUCACAGGUUGCUUUCGGGAUCUGCUCAAGUCUCUCACUAACAUCUGGAUAACUCUCUAUCCUUUUCCUCAUCCCUGGUAUUUCCUUUUACUAAAAUCUCCCAUUUUCCAUCCUUGCAACCUGACAUAUUGAAAUAAGUAACAGCUGAUUAUUGGUUGAUGUUUUCACUAUUAGAUGCAUUGCAUUUCUCAUAUAGGAGUUUUCUCCACUUCUCUAAAACAGCUUGUAGAAGAAGUGUGUGUCUGCAGACAGUGAGUGUGAGAUGUGCUUGUCCUCCUCCUCAUGUGUGUGGCGUAGUCUCAGUGUCCUGUACUCUCUCUCUGCAGGUCGUUGAGGAGCUGGCCCGGUUUGAGCAGGCCCACAGCAGACGGCAGGUCCCGGAAAAGGCCGCUGAGGGCCCGUACCCUGUGGUCGUGUGGUGGUCUCCUCUGACGGGAGAGCUGGGACGCCUCGGACAGUGUGGCCGCAACAAAUGCUUCUUCACUGUUAAUAGGUCCUAUCAUUCACAUCCACAGACAAAAGCUUUUCUUUUCUAUGGUACCGAUUUCAGCGUUGAAAGCCUCCCUCUUCCGAGACACGAGCAGCACCAGUGGGCGCUGUUUCACGAGGAGUCACCCAAGAAUAACUACAAGCUUUUCCACGAGCCGCUCAUUACCCUGUUCAACCACACAGCGAGUUUCAGCCGGCACGCUCACCUGCCCCUCACCACACAACACCUGGAGGGCAUCCGCGAGCUCACCGCACACACACAUCUGCUCCCUCUGGCCUACAAAAACCAGCUGAGGAAAACCCUGGCACCUGUGGUGUACGUCCAGUCUGACUGCCACCCGCCGUCCGAUAGAGAUGUCUACGUUCAAGAGCUGAUGCAGCACAUUCAAGUGGACUCGUACGGGCAGUGUCUACAUAAUAAAGACCUGCCGCCCCAUCUGAGAGACUCCACUGCAAUGGACGAUCAGGAUUUCUACCAGAUCCUCGCCCAGUACAAGUUCGUCCUGGCCUUUGAGAACGCCAUCUGUGAGGACUAUAUCACUGAGAAACUGUGGAGGCCGCUCAAGCUAGGUGUUGUGCCAGUGUAUUAUGGAGCACCCAACGUACACAUGUGGCUGCCGGAUAACAGGAGCGCGGUCGUGGUCCAUCCCGACGACCCGCCGGAGAAGCUCGCUCUGUAUCUAAAGAGGCUGGACAAGAAUGACUGGGAAUAUCUCAAGUUCCUGGAGUGGAAGCACAAGCGUGAAAUCUCAAAUGUGAAUCUGGUGACAGAACUGAAGGAACGUCCAUGGGGUGUUCAGGAUAUCGGUCAGGAUAACUUCAUCGACGUCUUCGAGUGCAUGGUGUGCAACCGGGUCUGGGAGAAUAUCCACAGGCAGGAAAAGAAGCUGCCGUCUAAAGUCUGGCGGGCUGAAGAGAGCCACCUCAAGUGCCCAUCUCCACAACUGUUUGACUUUGCAGAGAGCUCAAGCUCUCCUCUUCGGCAGAUGUGGAUGUCCAGUUAUGAGCAGUCCAAGAGAGAAGCCAGAGCGCUUGGACUGAUGUUACGCAGGAACAGAAACUUUACCGUCACACAGUUCUGGAGAGAAGUUUUCACCGACCCGUCCUGAAUGUUCAUGUUGAUAGUAAAAAUGUGGGCUGCAUUUCAUGACGUGAAAGGACUUCAAGUCGGUGCAAUGCUCAGGAUAUGGCAUGCACUAACCACUGAUCUAUAUAAUGACUGGAAAGCUCAUGAUGUUCUAAACUGCCACUUACAAUUUCCUACCAGCAGAGGGCUCUAACUGCCGUUACAGAGAGAUUGGUUGCUCCGACGCACUUUUAAGAUGACCUGCUGUGCAUCAUACAAGUGUAAACAAAAGUUCACAAAAGGAUCUAGAAAAACUGCUCACAGGUUGUAAUUUAAGCCCAUAGGUAGUAAUUUAUCUGCACAAUUGUCGCUAUUUCAGUGUUGUUUUUUUCCGAGGCAAGAGUUGCCUAAUGCUUUUUCUUCAAAAAAACAAACGAUAAAACAUUCAUCAGUCUAUAAGGAAUCUCAGAGCAGCAAUAAUCACAAUUAAGAGUCCAAUAGUGACCCCAUUUAACAGCUUCAAAAGAGCUUCAUGCAGAGUCCAUUUACCAUUACUAAGGCCUGCGGUGUUUACAGUGCGCAACUGAUCUACGUCUGUACCACAAACAACAUUUAUUCUCUAUUUUUUCAUUUCAAAUCACUGCUUUUAUUAACAGCGUCUUUUAUAAAACUUUUUUUUUUUUUAAUCAUAGCCUACAAUGCAUUCUUUCACAGACGUAUUAAGUUUAAACCCAAUAAACUUAAAAAACGUAGUAUUCAAUGCAUUACUUCUUGUUCAUUUAAUUAAACGCAUCUAUUUACUAUAUUUUCAUGUCAAUCCGUGUUCAGUUUGACCACAAACCAUGCGCUGUCACUUUAAUGUUAAUGUUUAUGUGCCUUAAUUACUUGCUCACUCCUAUUACCAAUACCACAGUGGGUUAAUGGAAAGCUGUUACAGUAUUGAUUAAUCUUGUUAAUGUUACAGUUUAUUCGUCUUUGUUAAUGCUAGUUAAAAAAGACUGUUCAUUCAAAAAAAUGAUUAACAGAUGAUGGAAAAUGUAUUAGUAAAUGUUGAAAUUAAUGCUUUUUAAGUAUUUUAAAAAUUGAUAUUAACUUAUGUAGUUGACUUUUGUUAACAAAUGGGACUUAUUGCAAUGUGUUUCCAAAAUGUGUUCACCAGGGGUGUCUGAUCCUGCUCCCAGAGUGAGUAACAGUAAACACACGUGAUGUGCUGUGAAGGUCCUCAGGAUCAUCAGGUGUGUGUAAGCACAGGAGGACGAGGCAGGACUGGACACCCCUGCUCUACAACAAUAGUAAAAAAAAAAAUCAUUAAUUAUAACAAACUAACAUGCCAUUUAUGGUUUUGAUUUAUGCCAUUUAUUUUGAGUAAUUUCUGAUUAUUAAAUAAAGAACCAGAUACCAGUUCAUAAGGUACAGUCAUUUCACACUGGGUGUUGUGCAACUGUAAUAAAAACAUGAAAGAUG